Molecule: messenger RNA, 234 nt
Organism: Aspergillus thermomutatus
Lineage: Eukaryota; Fungi; Ascomycota; Eurotiomycetes; Eurotiales; Aspergillaceae
Exons: 1
Coding region: 1-234 (77 amino acids)
Source: RefSeq, a predicted model, not a curated record
AUGCUUAAUUGCAUCACCAACACCAUCAACAUUCACCAGCUCCUCUCGACCUCCCUUGAUCUCAUGGCUCGCAGGUUAUUCCCCGGCCAGAACGUGGCCUUUGGGUUGAGCCUGUUCCUCUUUACAUUCAUGUUUCUGCCGACGCUGGUGAUGCUCUUGGCCGUCAUUGUGUUCUUUGCGUUUUACUAUCCACGGCUAGGAAAGUCGACGGCUCUUCGCAAUGAUGACUAUUGA